This is a messenger RNA of Corticium candelabrum, 758 nucleotides long. Its product is annotated as mitochondrial import receptor subunit TOM20 homolog. Gene Ontology annotation, molecular function: transmembrane protein transporter activity. The coding region runs from base 58 to 501 and encodes 147 amino acids. Gene Ontology annotation, cellular component: mitochondrial outer membrane; mitochondrial outer membrane translocase complex. The record is from RefSeq and is a predicted model, not a curated record. Lineage: Eukaryota; Metazoa; Porifera; Homoscleromorpha; Homosclerophorida; Plakinidae. The transcript has 4 exons. Gene Ontology annotation, biological process: intracellular protein transport; protein targeting; tRNA import into mitochondrion.
UUGACUUCCAUUGAUACCAAUUAGAUUUCUUCAGUCACGCCUACUUUCUACUUCCAGAUGGCGCUGAAAUUAGCUGUUCUUGGUGGUUGUGGCCUCGCUUUUCUCGGCUACUGUAUAUAUUUUGAUAGAAAAAGAAGAACUGCUCCUGAUUUUAAAAAGAAACUCAGGGAAAAGAGAAAACAAAUUAAAGAGGAAAAUGCAAAAUCAGAAGCAAAGGCUAAGCAUGCCAAAGCAGGCGAUGCUGCCUCUGCUGCACAGGAAUUCUUUCUGAAUGAAGUUCAACUGGGAGAAGAAGCUCUUGCAUCUGGUGAUAUGGAAGGUUGCGUCGAGCACCUCCUGGCAGCUCUCAAAGUUGCAGGAAAUCCCACACAGUUAUUACAAAUGUACCAGCAAGCUCUUCCUCCCGAUGUCUUCCAGAUGCUUGUGCAGCGGCUCCCUACAGUUGUAUCUACUAAAUCAAGUGGACAGGGUGCCCAGUUACAAGAUGAUGACCUUGAUUGAUUUAUCAUGAAACUUUAGUGCAGCUAGAAAUUUGGUAAUUUGGAAGAUUGGUAGUUGACCUUAUGUGGUGAGUUAGCACUGUACUCGUAUUUGUUGUAUAAGUGUUUUCUUUCACAUAGUCAUGACUGUUGUCAACUAUUGUGCUUUAGUAAUAGUGAAUCACUCUAGUGUAGAUGCAGUACUUCACUCUGCUGCUUUCUGUUCCUUUAGUCUGAACCUGCUUGACAUUGGAAUUCCGUGUUUAUAAUAGUGUGCGA